CUUUUGUCGCUAUCUUCACUUCAGUCCAAUCAUUUUUCAAUAAACGGGACUGACUAAAUUUGUCGGGUCCAGUCAAAUUACUUUAUCAGUAAGCCCGCUAUAUAAUACCUUAAUCUCCGACAAAACACUUUAGUCGUAAAAGGAUCAAGACAAGACAAAAUGAGUUUGGUAGCUAACACCGGGAAACUAGCGGGACGUACGCUGUUUAUAACGGGUGCUUCCCGUGGUAUUGGCAAGGCCAUCGCCCUCAAGGCAGCUAAGGAUGGUGCUAAUGUGGUGGUCGCGGCGAAAACGGCCGAGCCGCAUCCCAAGCUACCAGGCACUAUUUACACCGCUGCAGAAGAAAUUGAGGCCAUAGGCGGUAAGGCCCUGCCAUGCAUUGUGGACGUCAGGGACGAGAAAGCUGUGCAAAAGGCGAUAGAUGAGGCUGUUAAAAAGUUCAAUGGUAUCGACAUUCUGAUCAACAAUGCAUCUGCCAUCUCGCUCACGGACACACCCAACACAGACAUGAAGAGAUACGACCUCAUGCACUCCAUUAACACCAGGGGCACGUUUUUGGCGUCGAAGCUCUGCUUGCCGCACCUCAAAAACAGUAACCACGCGCACAUCCUCAACCUGUCGCCGCCGCUCAACAUGAACCCCUUCUGGUUCGCAACGCACGUAGCGUACACGAUGGCCAAGUACGGCAUGUCGAUGUGUGUGCUGGGCAUGAGCCACGAGUUCAAGCCGUUCAACAUCGGCGUCAAUGCGCUCUGGCCUAUGACUGGCAUCGCCACGGCCGCCAUCGAGAUGCUGACGGGCGACGUGUCGACGAGCCGCAAGCCUGAAAUCGUUUCCGACGCCGCUUACUUCAUGUUGUGCCAGGAUCCGAAGACCUACACAGGCAACUUUGCCAUCGACGAAGAUGUUGUAAAGAAGGCAGGAGUCACAGAUCUCACCCCGUAUGCUUGCGAUCCUAAGAACGCCAAUAACCUCCUGCUGGACGGGUUCAUAGACUCCCCGCUGGCCAUGAAACAGCACUCGGUCGUGACUGCCUCCGUCAGGCGGUACCAUACCUCCGCCGUGCGAUUUGAGAAGGAGGGCAAGCCCGAAGGCCAGAUCCCCACGUUGUUCGCAGCUAUCGGCAAGAGCCUGUCACCUGACUUGGUCAAAAAGACGCAAGCCGUGUACCAGUUCAAUGUCAAAGGUAAAGAAGAGGGCGUGUGGCACAUCGACCUCAAGAAUGGCGACGGCGCGUGCGGCCAGGGCGAGCCCAAGAGUCCGCCCGACGCCACGCUCACCAUGGACAGCGGGAACUUCUCCGACAUGUUCGCUGGCAAGCUGAAGCCAGCCACCGCGUUCAUGAUGGGCAAGCUUAAAAUCAAGGGAGACCUGCAGAAAGCCAUGAAGCUCGAGAAGAUGAUGAAAUCCCUCCAGAAGAAGUAACUUUGCCAAAGUGUCCCGUUCAAUGUUAGGCUUCCAACAGCCAGGCUGACAAUCAUUGUCGAACAUAUCAAAAUUGUAUAUGUCCUUUAACUAAUUUGGUAAUAGUCGGAAUAAGCUAACACUACAUGCCAUUUGCAAUUACAAAGUGUGCCAAUGUCAUCAUCAUUAAUGUCAAAUUUCUAUGAAAAUAUGACGUUUAUUAUGACAGACCUGACUUUGUUCUAUUCAAGUUUGUGCAAAGUUAGAAUGGUCAUUCUCAAAUUAUAUGACUGUGGUUAGACUCAACGUCAAACUUUUCAUACAUUUAGUAUGGUUUGAUAGAGUUUACACGCAAGCACAAAUCGGAGAAUGACCCAGAACAACUCUAUUCAUAUCAUUUCUUUUCACAAAUACUUAAUUAACAUUAGUUUCCAUUUCGGACUUGAGCAUAAAAAAUACUACAUUGAUUACUUGAUAUUUCACUUCAGUGGAAACUAACCAAGCUCACACGAACAUUAAACUGAAAUUGGAUAUUUAUUAUAAUGACUCCGAGUCCAGUAUAAUUUGCAGCAAAUAUUGCAAAACUCAAAGAAUAGACUGUAUUAUGUAUUACAAAUCAUUGUAUAUUUUUAGAAGAUAUUUUGUCACAUGUAUAUGUUUGAAAAUUAUGUACAUAUAAGUCAUUGGAGUAACUUCUAUAGUGUUGUGCCUUGUCUUUGUACAUAUGUAAGUCACUGCCAAAUGUGGCGAGAAAUGUAUUGGAUUUUUUUAUUAAUAUAAGAUGAAAUAUUAUGAUUAAAAAGGUGCUGUUUA
Molecule: messenger RNA, 2217 nt
Organism: Cydia pomonella (codling moth)
Lineage: Eukaryota; Metazoa; Arthropoda; Insecta; Lepidoptera; Tortricidae
Gene: Hsdl2
Product: hydroxysteroid dehydrogenase-like protein 2
Exons: 12
Coding region: 160-1425 (421 amino acids)
Cellular component (GO): mitochondrion
Source: RefSeq, a predicted model, not a curated record